This is a messenger RNA of Entamoeba invadens IP1, 606 nucleotides long. RefSeq lists its product as hypothetical. The transcript has a single exon. Bases 1 to 606 code for a protein of 201 amino acids. The record is from RefSeq and is a predicted model, not a curated record. Lineage: Eukaryota; Evosea; Mastigamoebida; Endamoebidae.
AUGAAUAGUCUUCUAGUAUUAGUAUUAGUGGCUUGUGUAUAUUCCGACAGUAACGUAACUGCUUUCACAGAUGGUCAAUUCAAAAGCGGAUGGUAUGAGAAAGGGUCCACGUGUUUCACUUCGACGACGGGGAAGUAUGAUGGACGAUAUAUUUUAUAUACCCAAAUGUCUUCCGGUUCAUAUCUGCAGAUUAAUGUCGACAAAGCCGUGAAUGCGACAAAAUACGCGACACUGACGUUUGCGAUGAUUUGGGAGGACGUCUAUGACAAUUUGAGAAUGUCCGUUGCCGUUGGGACAUCCAAUUAUGUCGCUGAUGUCAAAUAUGAGCCGAUCGUGUUGGAACCAGCGAAGUGGAAUCGGAUCACUGUCAAUUUAACUGCUCUUGCUUUGCAAAACAUUGACACUAUCAAAAUCACUAAGGACGACAAUAAAGACACUAAUGUCAUGUUCAACGACUUUGUAUUCACUAAUGAAGAGGUCGAAGCCGGCGUGUUCGAAUAUCCAAAAAUCGGAGAUGAAAGUGAUUAUAAAGAUCCAUCUGAUGGGUGCGUGUCUUCAACUUUUGGAUUGGCAGCUGUGGUUUUGGCUUGUCUUUUGUUGCUUUAA